AUGGUGGACCAUUUUGCAAGAUUGCCGGAAGGCUGCGUGUCGGAGAUUUUGUCGCUAACGUCGGCUUCGGAUGCGUUAAGAUCAUCGACAACAUCCAAAGCAUUCAAAUCUGCAUCCGAAUCAAACUAUGUUUGGGAGAGAUUUUUGCCCCUCAGUUGGCGGGAAAUGGUGUCCAUGUCAGCAACUCCUGUCGAGUAUGCUACCAUCAGAGACCUUUAUUUCACCCUCUGUCGCAAUCCUAUUCUCAUUAAUGGAGCCAAAAUGAGUUUUUCUCUGGACAAAAGAAACGCAAAGAAAUGCAUAAUGAUCGGAGCAAGGGAACUUCAGAUUUCUUGGAAAGGUUGUUGGGAUUUCACAUCACACGCCAAAUCAAGAUUUUUGGAGGUGGCAAAACUGAGAUCCCCAAGUUGGAUUCAUAUUCAAGGCAAACUCAAAACUGAAAUGCUAUCCGAAAACACUAAUUAUGCAGCGUACUUGGUGUUUUGGCUUGAGAAAAUGGACGGCCUCAGAUCAUCCGACACUGUAGUAAGAAUUCUCAAUGAUAAGUCGAAACACAAGCAGCACAACGAACAUUUUGAAUCACGAGAAGCUGGAAAAAUUGCACGGACGAGAAAAGAUGGAUGGAUGGAGAUGGAAAUGGGUAACUUCCACAAUGAAAGUGGAGAUUAUGGCACAGUCGAGGCAUGGCUGAUUGAGAUCCAUAACCCGCACAGUAAGUCAGGGCUCGUUGUUGAAGGCAUUGAGUUUCGACCUGUUUGA
This is a messenger RNA of Striga hermonthica, 759 nucleotides long. NCBI's taxonomy places the organism in Eukaryota, Viridiplantae, Streptophyta, Magnoliopsida, Lamiales, Orobanchaceae. The record is from the annotation of a GenBank genome assembly.